AUGGAAGUUGAAAAUUCUCCCUCAAUUAUUACUAGUACUUAUGAUGAUGAUGGACAUGACAAAAGGCUAGGAACUUUAUGGAGUGUUGUAGCUCACAUCAUUACUGCUGUUAUUGGUUCUGGUGUUCUGUCUCUUGCAUGGAGUACCUCCCAAUUAGGAUGGAUUGGAGGGCCAAUUGUCUUGCUUUGUUUUGCAGCCAUCACCUAUAUUUCUUCUGCCCUCCUUUCUGAUUGUUAUAGAAGUCCUGAUUCUAUCACUGGGAAAAGAAGCUACUCAUACAUGGACGCUGUUAGAGUCAAUCUUGGUGAAAGAAGGACAUGGUUGGCCGGUUUCCUUCAAUUUUUGGUUUUGUAUGGGACUAGUUGUGCUUAUGUACUUACCACGGCAAAUAGUCUAAGGGCAAUUCUAAAAGCAAAUUGUUAUCACAAAGAAGGGCAUCAAGCUCCUUGUAGUUAUGGGGCUAAUUUGUAUAUGGUGUUGUUUGGACUUGUUGAAAUUGUAAUGUCAUUCAUACCAGACCUCCAUGACAUGUUAUGGGUUUCGGUUGUUGCAGCAAUUAUGUCAUUUACAUACUCAUUCAUUGGACUAGGACUUGGCAUAGCAAAAGUCAUAGGUAACUUUUAUUCUUACAAGAAUUAUGGGAGCAUAACAGGAAUACCAGCAACUAACAUUGCUAAUAAGUUAUGGUUAGUCUUCCAAGCACUUGGUGACAUUGCCUUUGCCUAUCCAUAUGCCUUGCUCCUUCUUGAAAUACAGGAUACUCUAAGGUCUCAUCCACCAGAAAAUCGAAUCAUGAAAAAGGCCUUCAUGGUUGCAAUAAUCAUGAAAACAUUCUUCUACCUUUGUUGUGGAUGCUUUGGAUAUGCAGCUUUUGGAAAUGAUACACCAGGAAACCUCUUGAUAGGUUUUGGUUUUUAUGAGCCUUAUUGGCUUGUUGCCUUUGCUAAUGUUUGCAUUAUUCUUCAUUUGGUGGGAGGAUAUCAGAUAUAUAGUCAACCAAUAUCUGUUGAUAGAUGGUGCUCAAGAAAAAUCCCUAAUAAUAGAUUUGUAAAUAAGUCCUACAAAGUGAAAUUGCCUUUAUUAUCCAAUUUUGAGUUAAAUGUAUUUAGGUUUUGUUUUAGAACAACCUAUGUGAUUUCAACCACUGGAAUUGCAAUUUUGUUCCCUUACUUCAACCAAGUUUUGGGAGUGUUAGGAGCCAUAAACUUUUGGCCAUUGGCUAUCUACUUUCCAGUAGAGAUGUAUUUACAACAAAAGAAAAUUGGUGGUUGGACUAGAAAAUGGAUUGUUCUUAUUAGGAUGUUUAGCUUUGUUUGCUUUGCUGUGACAGUUGUGGGUCUAGUAGGGUCAAUUCAAGGAAUCAUAAGUGAGAAACUUAGCUAA
Molecule: messenger RNA, 1383 nt
Organism: Cajanus cajan (pigeon pea)
Lineage: Eukaryota; Viridiplantae; Streptophyta; Magnoliopsida; Fabales; Fabaceae
Source: RefSeq, a predicted model, not a curated record